This is a messenger RNA of Didymosphaeria variabile, 1083 nucleotides long. RefSeq names its product Delta(24)-sterol C-methyltransferase. NCBI's taxonomy places the organism in Eukaryota, Fungi, Ascomycota, Dothideomycetes, Pleosporales, Didymosphaeriaceae. The record is from RefSeq and is a predicted model, not a curated record. The transcript is spliced from 3 exons. Gene Ontology annotation, cellular component: endoplasmic reticulum. The coding region runs from base 1 to 1083 and encodes 360 amino acids. Gene Ontology annotation, molecular function: sterol 24-C-methyltransferase activity. Gene Ontology annotation, biological process: ergosterol biosynthetic process.
AUGGUGGAUGCGCGAACCACACAGUCUGCCGCUACCCUGAGCACGGCCAUCCACAGGGAUAAAGCCCACAGCAAGAUGACGGAGGGUUAUUCGCGACACUGGGAGCAGAACGGGGAGGCUUUGCCUGAUGACGAGGACGCUCGAAACACCCGAAAGCAAAAAUACGGCGAAUUGGUCAACGACUAUUAUGACGCCGCGACAGACCUCUAUCUAGAGUCCUGGGGUCAAUCGUUCCACAUGUGUCGAUAUCCUCGAGGUCCAGAGAACAAAGAAAAGGCGACUGCAAGGCACGAGCAUUACCUCGCUCAUAUGAUGAGUCUGCGCUCUGGCAUGCGUGUGCUUGAUGUCGGCUGUGGUGUCGGAGGUCCUGCCAAAGAGCUCGCUGCCUUUACGGGCUGCCACGUCGUCGGCCUGAAUAACAAUGGCUACCAAGUACGGAAAGCGGCUGAUAUGGCCAAGGCUGAAGGCAUGGAGAAGAUGGUGGAAUUUGUGAAAGGCGAUUUCAUGGAUAUUCCUUUUGCGAACGGUGAAUUCGACGCAGCCUUCGCAUUAGAAGCGACCGUCCACGCACCGUCUCUGGAAGAUGUAUACGCCCAAGUCUAUCGAGUGUUACGACCAGGCUCCAUCUUUGGCGUCUUUGAAUGGGUACUCACCGACAACUUCAUCCCUGGGGACCCUGCCCACGAAGCGACCCGAUCUGGUGUUGAGCGCGGCAAUGGCAUUCCAUCGCUUCAGACAAAAGCAGUAGCCCGUGCAGCAAUGCAAAGCGUCGGGUUCGAGCUGCUCGUAACCGAAGAUCUUUCCGAGAAACAAGACGAAAUACCAUGGUGGUAUCCGAUAUCCGGAGACGUCAAGCAUGCGAAAGGUAUCAAGGACUGGCUAUUGGUCAUCAGGAACACACCAUGGGGUAGGGUAGGUGUGAAGCUGAUCGUAAGAGUCUUGGAGACAGUGAGGGUUGCUCCGAAGGGGACGCUGAAGAUGACUGAAGAAUUUAUCACCGCCGCGGAUGCUUUGAUUGAUGGUGGAAAGAAAGGCAUUUUCACGCCUAUGUUCUUGAUGGUGGGCCGGAAGCCAGAUGCGUGA